GACGUCGUGAUAUUUUACUUUCAGUGCACGAAAAAGUUUAAUUCAAAAGUGGAUGAACUUAUUUGAAGUAAAAACCAGAAGUUAAAUAACUAUCGAUUUCUAUAUACCUGAACUGGCAUGAGGUAGAUAAUUAGUUUUUAAAAUUUGGAUUAUUUGUGUUCUACAUUAGCCAUGCCCAUAGUCAUACUGACACAUAGCCUUUAUGAAUAUUGAUAACUAUUUAAAAUAAGUUAUUUCUGAUCUAUCUUGUGUGCGUGAAUACAGUUAAGAGUGAUUCGCGACUUCGAAAAAAAAGUUUUGAAACAACAAAUGUUACCCUCUUUGUCUGGUGAAUGCUUUGAGUAAGCAUAAUAGAAAGUCAAGUACUCACUUUUGAAGUAGUACAACUAGAUCUAAUAAAAGUAGGAUUUUACUGCGUAUGCCAUUAGAUAAUGUGAGCCGUCAUUGGACAUUUAUUUAUAUAACAGCCCCAGCAUUUUAAGUAAGUUUUUAGCAUUGUGAAUGAAUUUGAAGACAGUAUCUUAUCACUAAAUAUCCGUGCAACUACCUCCACAUAGUGACUUUUGUUCACUAUUUUGUUGUGUAAACUUUGUUUAACAAUAUUUGUACAGAAGCCUAUAUGGUAUGUUUAUUUGACAGUAGAUCUUUAUAUAUAUAUAUAUAUAUAUGUGUGUGUAUGAAGAUAAGAACUUUUAUCAGCUCUACCAUUUACUAUCUGAGCCAUUAUGUGAGUAUAGACUUGUGUAAUACAAUCAUAUGAUAUAUAUAUAUCAGCAACUUGGGGAAAUUAAGAUUUAUUCGGUAUGAGCCAACUCCGUGAUGAAGAUCUUCAGUUGUCACAGGUUAUGCCAAAUGGUGUUGAUGAACAAGUGAGAGUCCAGUUUGGAGUUAACUCAGAUGGAAAUAUAAGAGUUAAUCUCAACAUUAAUGUUGGUACAGGACUUCAAGAACAGAGUGAAAGCAAUACAUCUUCUGUCCAACAAGAAAGUGUUGACAGUAAUGCUAAUAAUAAUGAAAGUGUAUAUGAAAUUUAUAAAAAUGGGUGGCUUAAAAAAAAUCCAACAUUUGAAAGUAGACGCAAGCCAUUUGUGAAAGUACCUAAGCCUGAAAAGUUUUGGGUCAUAUUUUGUGUUCAUGAUGAUAAGGAGCCAAAACUUGAAUUUUAUGAUAAUAGACGUAGUGCCUAUUCACAUAAGCCUAUAUUUAAUUAUGCUUUAAUGAAUUGUCUUCACAUAUCACCAUCUAUUGUAGCUAGUGAAGAAGACUAUGAAUUUGUUAUCACUUUAGAUAAGCAAGUUGUAAGGCUUGCAGCAACAUCAAGAGAACAAAUGACUGAGUGGUUAGAUACAAUAAGAGAAAAACUGAGAGACUUAGGAAUUCUUGAACCUAAAGAUAAUGUAUAUAGUAAAGAGCCACUUGUUUACCCAAAGAGACCUGUACAGAUAGUGAAUAACAGUCAAGUUCAAGUAGGUGUCAUACCCAGGCAACUAAGGGAUCCAAAUUCUCCUCUUCCACCUGUACCAAACCAAAUUGAUGAUACAGUCAUUUCUACAGAAAGUCCAGUGUUUUCAUCUCCAGUAGCUUCAGGUCUGUCAGUGUCAAGAAACAUUUUCAGCUUUGAUUUUGUGACAAGUGCAUUAUAUAAUAGAAAUGGGAGCAGUGAUAGGGUAACUAUUAAUGAAGGUUCUCACUUGAGUAGAGCCAGGAGAGAGAGAUCUACAACAGAAUCAGGAACUCCUGUUGUCAAUUCACUGAUUUAUGAGUCUGUUUUUCCAAAUUUGGCUACCUAUACUUCAUCUUCAAGAACAAACCGUUGUAGGUCAGAGAGUGAAGCCAGUGGAGAGGUAAGGAGGCCUGAAACCAGCUUCACACAUUCAAUUUCCUCUUCUGAUAACCAAGACCAUUCUGUUUCAGGAGUAAUUAACACAUUCUCUCGAUCCCCAUUAGUUUCUCGGGAGAUAUCAUCACAACAUGGUGAACCAUCGUUUAGUGGACAGUUUGCUGAAAUGGUGGAUCCUGAAAGUGAAAGUGGUUCUUCUGUUCAUGCUGUUAAUCCUCCUCCUCUAGAUGACAGGCGCCCUAUGUCCCUGAAAGAAAGUCAAGUUCUCAGACUUCAGAAGGAAAUAGCUCAUAAAGGUGGAGUUAGACUAGUGUUGAGAAAAAAAGAUUGUGUUAAUGCUCUUGCUCUAGUUGAAGUGUUUGGGAAUAUCUGGAUUGCUGGCUGGAAACAAAAAGAUCAUCCACUUUUACACAACACUUUCCACAUAGGUGACCGAGUAUUCAGUAUUGCAGGAUGCAAGGUUACAUCUGUUUCAGAAGCUCACAAGACAAUUAAACAUGAGCCACUGUCUGUAGAGUUUAUCAUUCAUAGAGUUCCAUUUGGUCAGGUGUUUGCGAUAAAGAGAGAAUUUGAUGGUCAGGAUCUGGGAUUAGUUAGAGAUGGUAAUACUGCUGAAAUUAGCGAAGUAAAGCCUAAUGGGCUUGCAGCUCAUCAUGGUCUGCCAAUCAAAGCACCAGCAGUCCAAGGAGAUGCACAGAGUAAUUGGGUUUUAACAGAAAUAAAUCAUAGACCACUGAAUCUUUUUUUCAAAAACAGUGAAAUCUAUGAUAGACUGAAUGCUGUAGGGAAGGACAUUUCAAUUCUGGUACAACCAUAUGAUUUUGUUAAGAUUAUGAAGAAGCAACUAAAGGGAUUAAGAAACUAUAAAGAAUAUAUUGUGCAGUGACAAAUAUCUUGAUUUUCAGUGAGCUUGAACAGCUCUUCUAGGAUCAUGUAAUAUCCACAAACAAAUUAGCAUCACCAGCCACCACCCUAGUUCUAUAGGGAAUUCGGAGUUACAAAACUCUCUUCACAAAAUGAGAAUUUGACUCGACUGGAUGAUAAACCAGUUGAAAUGCAUCCUCUUAAUUUGUUAUCAAUUAUUCCAAUUUUUAAGUUUGAAAAGAAAGAUGAAGAAAUGGAAGGACAAAAUGUAUGGAUAUGAUUGCAUGAUUAAUGUAUGUAAUAUUUAUGGACAAACUUUCUGAGAAGGAUUAUUUCAAUAUUUUGUAAAAUGUUUGACAAGAUAUCUGAGAAACUUUAUUUGACAAUUGUGUGAUUUGCUUACUGAGAGAUAUCAUGAUUGAAUUAUGUUAUUACUGUUUUGAAUGUUUAGAGGACGAGAUGUCCAAGGAUUAUUUGACUAUUGUGUGAAAUGUUUAAUAAAAGAGAUGUCCGUAGAGAAUUGUUUUAUUAUUGUACAGAAUGUUUAGUGGACAAGAUAUUAAAGAUUUAUUUGACUAUUGUAUGGAUUGUUUAAUGACAGAAAUGUCAGGGAAGUAUCAUUUCAUUAUUAUGUAGAAUUGUUAGUGGACAUGACAUCUGA
Limulus polyphemus (Atlantic horseshoe crab) is the source of this 3365-nucleotide messenger RNA. RefSeq lists its product as uncharacterized. NCBI's taxonomy places the organism in Eukaryota, Metazoa, Arthropoda, Merostomata, Xiphosura, Limulidae. The transcript has 2 exons. The coding region runs from base 804 to 2726 and encodes 640 amino acids. Gene Ontology annotation, cellular component: plasma membrane; cytoplasm. The record is from RefSeq and is a predicted model, not a curated record.